AGUAUCACAAGCAACUUUUGCAAAAUGCGUUUCUUCAUCACAUUGUUUGUCUGCUUAGCCGUGGCUUUAGUUCAGGCGCAGCCCCUUGUUGAGGAGCCAGCCACUACUUCCACUCCCUUAGCUGAGGAUUCCGAGUUUUCGCAAGAGAAUUCCCUUGAUCCUGAAUUGGUUGAAAGUAUCUUUUCACAAUUAUUGCGCCGUCUAUUGGGCCUAACAUCGCAAGAAGCUUCCUCGGCUCUAUCAACCGAAGACUCCGAAUCAUCCACUGACUAUCCACUUGGAUCAAAAUCUGUUUCUGUUGGCUUAUUUCAACUACUACUACGUCUUUUUAGGCAAUCUGCUCAAGUGGCGAGUGAUGCUGCGGUAGUGGAACCUGUUGGAUUUGGCUUCUCCAUUCGAUUUUAGAUAAAUGUUGGAAGUUUUUGCCAUUUAAAGCAGUUAUAAAUAAAAUAUGAAUAAAUAAAAUAUAUUUCAUUGAUAUUA
This is a messenger RNA of Stomoxys calcitrans (stable fly), 483 nucleotides long. RefSeq lists its product as uncharacterized. Bases 25 to 405 code for a protein of 126 amino acids. Lineage: Eukaryota; Metazoa; Arthropoda; Insecta; Diptera; Muscidae. The transcript is spliced from 2 exons. The record is from RefSeq and is a predicted model, not a curated record.